AUGAGUUCAACAAGUAAUGAGCGGAAACGUAAUGAAGAAAUGCAUGCAAAAUUGGUCAAUAGUGAAAAGAAACUCAGCGAGGCACAAGCGCAAAUCAGAAUUUUGCAGCAAAAUGUGAAUAAAUUGGAACUGAGAAACAGCGAAUUGGUCACAGAAACGAAUUGGUUGAAACAACAACUUGCGAUCCCUGAUCCUCCACUGUGCGUUUCAUCGACAGAAAGCAGGAAUCAGCAGCGAGCUUCUGAGAAUGAACUAAGUGAACAGCUCGAAAAAUACAGGCGUCGACUGGAAGCUGAACAAGAGAAUUACGAAAGUCGAUUAUCAGAGCUGGAAAACGAAUACGCACAAAAACUUGCCAGCAUUCAAGAGCAGUUGAUCAAUGAGCAAUUGAUCAACAAAAAACUCACC
Anisakis simplex (herring worm) is the source of this 408-nucleotide messenger RNA. The record is from the annotation of a GenBank genome assembly. Lineage: Eukaryota; Metazoa; Nematoda; Chromadorea; Rhabditida; Anisakidae.